Lymnaea stagnalis (great pond snail) is the source of this 4770-nucleotide messenger RNA. The record is from the annotation of a GenBank genome assembly. Lineage: Eukaryota; Metazoa; Mollusca; Gastropoda; Lymnaeidae.
CUGCGUCUGUGAACUGGAGGGUGACAAUAAAAGGCCGAGAACUUUUGAGUGAAGCCAAGACUGCAACCAACUUGUGUCAACUUACGCAGGUGAGUUAGAGGAACUUUAUUAUUUUUUUUACCAAAUUCACCUACAAGUUCACUGGUGCAUGGGCCAGGUUUGACAACUCAAUUUAUGAAAGUUAAUGAAAAAUAUUUGAAAGCUUCAACAUCAUACGGACAUACCUAUUUUUUACUGACAAAUGUAAAACCACUUACAAACAAUUUUUUUUUUCUUACUGGCAUCCUAAAGUUUGUAAUCCAUUUAUGCGCCAAAUGUUUACGCACUGGCCGUAAAUAUGCGCUCGGUUGGCAACCCUGGAACUGACGCUCCACAAUGUCCUAAUUUUUAAUGGCAGAACUAGAUCAAAGUUAAUGUCAGGCUGGCUAUCUCGUUUUGGAUUAAUAAAAUGGAAAUUGUUUUGGAUUGAUCUAAUAAAAUGGAAAUUGUUUUGGAUUGAUCUAAUAACAUGGAAAUUGUUUUGGAUUGAUCUAAUAACAUGGAAAUUGUUUUGGAUUGAUCUAAUAACAUGGAAAUUGUUUUUGAUUAACUUGCAGCCAGAGGUUGAGUCCUGCACGAACGUGUAGGUCGAGCCUUUAUGUUUUUUCCUCCCUUCUAAGUGAUAAUUAAGGCCUUCGUAUUUAUUUUGGGAUGCGGAAUAUUGGGUGCAUUCCCUCCCUUCUUUACCAGGGCUCGACCCCUGAUUGCAUAAAUACAUUUUCAGUUAUUAAAUAAAAACGAACUAAAUAUUCUGAUUAAUUAUUUAUAAUUUUUUUAAUGACAAUUUUAACAUAAAGCCAUUUUGAAAGUAAUUUUCCUUGCUAUUUAUUUUUGUUUAAAGUCAUCCUGUGUCGGCCCACCUCUCCAUUCAUCCUGUGUCGGCCCACCUCUCCAUUCAUCCUUUGUCGGCCCACCUCUCCAUUCAUCCUGUGUCGGCCAACCUCUCCAUUCAUCCUGUGUCGGCCCACCUCUCCAUUCAUCCUGUGUCGGCCCACCUCUCUAUAAUGUUAAGACUGACUUCAGAACAAUUUUAACGCUAUUGAUCUAAGUCUCUAAGAAAGGUCUGCACAACAUGCGGCCCGCCAGCACCCAUUUGGCGGCCCACGAAGUAACACAAUAUUUUGUGUUAUUAUUAUUUUCUUAAUAGCUCCCCCCCCCCUGUCCUAUCAUCUUUCGGCCCGCACACGUUUUUCAUGAAACAUUACGGCCCGCCCUACAUUUUGAGUUGUGCGGGUCUGCUCUAAGACAUCAAAACAAUGUUCUCCUUUAAAUUGAAUGCAUAUUCUUUAAAAAAAAAAGAAAUAUCUUAAAUAUUCCGAACCACUCCCCAUUAAGUUUCAUUGCGAAUUUUCAGGAUUAAAUCAUCCUGUACUGCAUCCGCAACUUUAUGUCAUAACAUUGUACAACAACAACAAAUCAUUUCACACAGGUAAGUUUCACCUGGCUGGAAAUAGCUGGGGUUCAUUGUGCCGUGGCCAUACAAUCAAUGACAUCCUGUACAGAACUCAAACCAGGACAAGUGCAUGUCUUGUCUUACCAUUGCUAAAAAUAAACGAUCACAUAGUCGGGAAGCUAUUUUCUAAAUGACAUAUCUUGAAUAAAACUUUUUUUUUUUUAAAAUGUCUUAAAAUCUAACAAUAGCUUUUCUCAACGCUUGGAUGGUUACAGAAUUUAACUCUUUGUCGCCCGUGACGUCAUUAUCCGCCCUCUCUAAAUUAGUUAUCACCCCAAUCAGUAUACACCAGGGCCAUACAUUAGAAAGAUUAAAGGCGUGUUCGCUCCGAAACAAACUUGUUCGAUUGAGUUCAAGACAUAGAUUGCGUUAUCAGAUUAUCAUCAUGGGCGUCCACACGUGUAUUUGUUUGGUGUCUAGAAAAGACAGCGUCAUUUUUAAUUAAUGCGAGCCCAAAAAAAAUUUUUUUAAAGACAUUAUAUUUGUAAUAUUGAAUCUGUAUAAGAUUUUAAAAAAUAAUUUUGUUUAGUAUAAUUAUAAUUUUUUAUUAUUUUUUUUCUUCCAGAAAACCUGAAAAUGUCGCCAAAGUUUUUAAUAUCCGCCAUUAUUGUGGGGCUUGUUGCUGCAGAAUGGGUGGACAAUGUGCCCAAUAGAUGCCCUCAACCUACGGAUUCGAACCCAAACCCGCCGGCUUUCCUCUAUGCCCAUCCAGAGGACUGCCAACGUUUCAUCACGUGUGCACACGGCCUUCCCACAGUGAUGUCAUGUGCACCUAAAACAAGGUUCAGUGACGUCUUUCAGACUUGUGUUGGGGAGGGAACCCAUUACGACACUUGCACACGUGAGUUACGGCCUAUGACUAUUUAUAACAUUCAUAUUUUGGCCCCUUACUCACUUGAUGAGUUGAUAGUUUGAGGUAUUGAGAAUGCGUUUCUUAUCGGAAUGCAAUAGAGAUUACGAAAAGAUGUUUUGAUUCUAUAGUUUGAGACUUGUGACUUGUUUAUUUUACUCGUGAGGCGACCAAUAAAUGACUUUGAUUAACGACAGUAUCUUUGCCUUAAGUUGCCAAUGCCAUAGAAUUUUAUUCUCUCGACACAUACAAAAAUUCUCUGGACAGACACAGACAUGUAUUCAUCUGUCAGUUUAUUUUGUUAAAAUGUGUGGAAUGUGUAUAACUUUUUUCUGACUCAGGGAUUAAUGACUAAAUAUCAACUUCUAUUAUUAUCUCAUUACUUGCAAGUUUUCAUUGCGCCAUAAUCUCAAUUCAUAACUAAUGUGCGCUCCAAUAGUUUCCCGACUUAUGAAAAACAAAAAUAGUCACAUGAUCGCAAAAUAAUCACUGCUCUGAUGUCCGGUAACAAUACUCCACCGAUAGACCAAAUAUCUUAAUGACAGAAUGUCUUUUGUUUACCACACAGGUGACAACGCAGUACGGGAAUGCUCAAGGGGAGCUACUCUGAUCGGCCAUCCACAAAUCUGUCAGAGAUAUUACAACUGCUCAGACACGGCUCAGAGACGUGAAAGGAGUUUUUUGGGGGCAUAUGAAGUCGAAUGCACAUACCCUGAUCUCUUUGACAUUGUGGAGAAGAGAUGCAAACCGUUCAAGGAGGCUUAUUGUGGUCCAUACAGAGUGCCGGGUAUCGGUCCUUGUAAGUUGGCAAUUGUCAUUAGAUACAUUUAAUUUAACAAGAGUGACACGUUGCUUUUUUUAAACGUCAAGAAGUCAAGUCAAUUUUUGAUGUUUGAAGUGUUGCAUCGUUUUUAAUGAUGCUUCUUCCCAUCUCAGGUGAUUAUGUCAACAACCUGUGUGGCGGGGCCCACUGUGAACCCUGCGGUAGCCGGCUGAGCUCGUGUGUUGAUCAACCCAACGGAUUCAAUGUAAGUUGACAGUGGAUGAGAUAUUGUGACAGUUGAUGAGAUAUUAUGACAGUUAAUGAGAUGUUGUGACAGUUGUGUUCGAAUCGUCACAACUAACUUCCGAGGAAGUGUUAGAAUUGUCAGAACGAACUUCCUAGGCGAAUUGUAGUUUUGUCACAACUAAUAUCGGAGGAAGAUUGUAGUUUUAUGUUUAGGACUAAAACUCAAGCUACCAAAAUUGAACUAAAAUUUUUUUGACAGUGACAUCUCCUAUUCAUGUCCCAAAGUUUACUUACCAUUUUAGAAAUGUAACUUUCAGAAAAGAGUGUGACACUUUAGAUGAAAUGAUUUAAAUGUGUUUGCAAAUUGUAUUUUUGAUGAGAAAACAUCUUUAGAAUUAUGUAAAAAUAUACCUUAUAAAAAUGCCAUUCAAAUAAAGCAUACAAAUUUGGCAGUAAAAAAAUGUUCACAUUAUUUUUCUAACACUCGAGAAAAUUUCAUCGGGCUAAUGUUACUUCGAAAUAAGUUUAUUUAUAGAAGUCUGCUGCUUUCAAUAAACGAAUGAUUGUUAGAUUUGGGAUAUUCUUUUCCAAUUUAACCACUCCACAAAUACUUUCCGUAAACUGUUACACAAGAAAUGUUUUUUUUAAUUUUAGGCCCAUUCUGGACGCCAGUGGUCUCCGUAUUACGUGAAAUGUGACUCAGGAAGGACGGUGGAGUUUAACCUGUUUUGUCCCAAGCACUUUACUGGCACCCAGGCCAUCUUCCACCCAAUCAACAGAGAGUGCGUGUCACUAUGGGAGAUUCCAAGAAGUACCGGAUUUGGACUCGCCCCAAGCUGUGAUGGGAAAACCGACGGGAAGUAUCGUGUCGAGGAGAGGGCUGAUGUUUACUACAGCUGUCCAGGGGCGCAGGUGUCCUACUGCCGGAGUGGGUCCGCCUUUGAUUUGAUCAGUCAGCAGUGUACAGUCCAAUGAGCCAAACCGUUGUAAAUUUCCAACAAAAAAAAUCCAGCCUUUGUGGACACUAGAAACUACAUUAGGGUUGCCAGGUCUGCUUCCAAAAAAUGGUGGACAAGCCCGGGGGGGGGGGGGGGGGGGGAAAAAAAAAAGGGGGGGGGGGUGAGGUUGAAAAAAAAAAUUUUUUUUUUUUACAAUUAAAUUAUAAGUUUUCUUACCAAAAUUUUAAGUUAAAAUUAUUAUUCUCUUAAACUGUACGGCUUUAGAUUAUGUACCACUUCAAUUUCAUCAUAAAGCUUUUGAAUUUAAAAAAAUGUCCACUAUUUGGUGAAAGAAAAAUUGAACAUAAAGUGAAAAAUGCGGACAGUCCGCUCAAAUAGUGGACACCUGGCAACCUUAAACUAGAUGUUUUAAGAAAAUCCAUAUUUUUUUGUAUUUUUUAUAAUUUUGCUGUAGGGCAGU